Messenger RNA from Scophthalmus maximus (turbot), 4848 nucleotides. It is a transcript of the gene kif15, whose product is annotated as kinesin family member 15. The record is from RefSeq and is a predicted model, not a curated record. Lineage: Eukaryota; Metazoa; Chordata; Actinopteri; Pleuronectiformes; Scophthalmidae. Gene Ontology annotation, molecular function: ATP binding; microtubule motor activity; microtubule binding. Gene Ontology annotation, biological process: microtubule-based movement. The transcript has 35 exons. The coding region runs from base 130 to 4290 and encodes 1386 amino acids.
AAGAAGAAUACUGCAGCUGCCCUGCCCGCCAAUUUUGAAGGAUGUAAACAGUAGCGUCCAUCUUCGUGGUCGCGCUGCUAUGAAGAAAGCCAAGUUUACCUCGUAACGGCGAACAUUUCUUCGGCAGCGAUGAUGAAUUCCAGUGGAAGAGGAUCUGGCGAUUCAUCGCAACUUGCUGCCAGUGGUGACAGCGAUUCUAUCAAAGUUUUUGUGCGAGUGCGACCUCUGACCCAGGGCACCGGGCUGACCACAGAUGGAGACCAGAGUCUUUGUCUCACCGUCACCUCGCCCAACACCAUCCGUCUGCUCUCGAAACCCGAGCCGAGAACCUUCACCUAUGAUCAUGUCGCUGAUAUGGACACAUCUCAGGACUCUGUGUUCUCCAGUGUGGCUAAGAAUAUUGUUGAGUCUUGCAUGAAUGGAUACAAUGGUACUAUAUUUGCUUAUGGACAAACGGGCUCAGGGAAAACAUUCACCAUGCUUGGACCAUCUGAGCUGGAUAACUUCACAGAUGAACUCCGGGGGGUUAUUCCUCGGAGUUUUGAAUACCUAUUUUUUCUCAUCAACAGAGAAGUGGAACGGUCUGCCCAGUCCAAGAGUUUCCUUUGCAAAUGUUCAUUUAUCGAGAUAUACAAUGAACAAAUUUAUGACCUCCUGGACACUGCCUCGGCCAGUCUUUUCCUGAGGGAGAACAUCAAGAAGGGUGUGUUUGUUGAGGGAGCUGUGGAGAAGUUUGUUAAUUCAGCUGCUGGAGCUUACCAGGUGCUGUCUAUGGGCUGGCGUAAUCGACGAGUAGCCUCCACCUCUAUGAACCGCGAGUCUUCGAGGUCUCACGCAGUGUUCACCAUGACUUUGGAGUCCAAAGAGUCCAUCAAUGAUGUGGUGAACAUCCGAAUGUCUCAGCUGAACCUGGUGGAUCUGGCAGGAUCUGAGAGGCAGAAAGACACUCACACAGAAGGCUCCAGACUCAAGGAGGCCAGCAGUAUAAAUCGCUCCCUCAUGUGCCUUGGUCAGGUGAUCAUGGCACUGGUGGACGUGUCCAAUGGGAAGAACCGCCACAUCUGCUACAGGGAUUCUAAACUCACCUUCCUGCUUAGGGACUCUCUUGGAGGGAAUGCAAAGACGUACAUCAUAGCCAAUGUACAUCCUGGUUCAAAGUGUUUUGGAGAAACCUUGUCGACCUUGCAGUUCGCCCAGAGGGCUAAGUUGAUCAAGAAUAAGGCCGUCAUCAACGAAGACACACAGGGAAAUGUGAGGCAGUUACAGGCGGAGGUGAAGAAACUCAAGGAGCAGCUUGUGCAGGCGCUCGCCUCUCAUACAGUGGGCUAUGGGAGAGAUAGUGCACCAGGAGGACCUGAACUUCCCAUGGGCCCAUCUGCUGAAAUUCAACAUGACUUCUUCUAUAAAGCAAAGUUCAUGGCUGCUGUUCGUCUGUGGAGGAAACGAGAUGAGGAGAAGAGGAUGCUGCUCGAGAAGGUAGCUCAGCUCGAGGAGGCCUGGACACAAAAAGACAAGUUCAUCCAUUCCAGCCGAAUGAUUGUGAGGUUUCGAGAAGACCACAUCUGUCGGCUGGAGAAGAAACUGAAGGCAGGACCGAACCAGUUGUCAGACGAGGAGUCUCAGGCUCUGAUUGACCAGCUGAAAGAAGAGAUUAAGAUCUUGAGAGAUCAGGUUGAUCAUCAUCCGAAGAUGACUCGAUAUGCGGCUGAGAACUUCAGCCUCAGAGAGGAGAACCGGCAUCUGCGUUCUCUUGAAUCGGUAGUGAGAGCUGAAGAAGGUGUGGCCCAAGUUGCAGCUGAGCUGGAAGAGGCCUUCGAGACGGCUAUGGAGUCAGAGAGAGGCGCGGAAACAGCCUCCUCAACCCCUGCGGCUGCAGAAAGUGUUUCAACAGCUACGAUGGAGAGGCUGAAGGCUCAGCUGCUUCAGAAACAGUCUGACCUCACAGCUGCCCUUCGGGCCUUUGAGGAAUACAGAGAAGUCACCAAGAAACAGAUGUCUCAGCUGGAGUCUGACAAAAGAUACCUGGACAAGUCCAACAGGCAUUUGGAAAAUAUUUUGGAGGCCACGAACGCUUACAAGAAACAGGAGGUCUCUGAGCUGAACAGAAUUCAUGUUGAAACUAUAAAGAUUCUCACCACCCCCACAAAAGCAUACAACUUGCGGUCCCGACUUGUGCCCCUCUCCAGCCCGGACCACCUGAAUGGGACGGACAACAAUGCAGAUGACAUUUGGGAUGAGCAGCCGCCUUCAGACAUGGCCGAGAUGGCCUUGACUGAGGAACUGCGCCAAGUGCAGGAGCAAGCCAGUCGUGUCCAGUCACAGCUGAAUGACGAGGAACUAAACAACAGCAAGCUGUUGCAGCAAAUUGCGAAACUUGAAGAGCAGAUCGCUGUGAUGUCACAAGAGUCUCGCCAUAAGGAUGAGCAACUCUCUUCUGAGAGAGCUAACAGGAGCACAGAUCAGCUCAGCCUGCAAGAAAUGAUCAGUGAACUGCAACAAAGCCUUCAGUCUGAACAACAAGCCUCAGGCGUGCUGAGGAGUGAGAUCUCUGAUCUGCGCCUGGUGCUGCAGUCGUCCGAUAAGGAGCUGGCUGCUGUGAAGGACAAGUUAAGUGAUGAGCAGAGGGAGCAGCAGAGAGAGACGAGUCAGCUCUCCAACAGUCUGAUCAGCACACAGCUCCAGCUCGACAAAGUCCAAUUGGAGUGGGAGCAGCUUCUGGAGCAGCAUCGGACAUUGCAGGAUUCAUUUGACCAGCUCCAAGCCGAGGCCAAGUUUGAGGCUGAUCAGUCGGGACAUCAGCUGCAGGAGAGGCAGCAGCAGAUUGACGGACUGAAAGCACAGCUCAUGGAAUUGAAUGUUUCUCUUCAAAAUGAGCAAGUGCACACCAGCACCCUGAUCUCACAGUUGAGAGAAAACAAAGAAAGUACAUCAAAAGAACUCACUGAAACUGUGGAGCAAAAUACACAACUCAGAAAACAAGUCUCCGACCUGACGGCACAUAAUCAACAACAGGCAUCAAAGCUUGUCGAUCUUGAGCAAAAUCUAACCUCUACCAAUGAACUCAUAAAGGGUUUGGAGCAAAAGAUUGAACAGGAUAAAGAUGUUGUCCUAGAUCUGAUCAAUCAAACCAGAGACCUCCGCUCGGAGCUAAUCCAGAAGGACCAGACCAUUACCCACCUGUCUGGCGAUAUUAAAGACAUCACGGCCAAGUACAAUGCUGCCUGCCUCGAUAGGGAGGAUAUCAGGGAGCAAAAUGCUAAAGUGAAGACAGAAAUCUGUGACCUGCAAGAAGCUUUAGACAGAAGUUUGGCGUCCAACAAGAUAGAGGUUGAGGUGUUGCAGGAGGAGGUGGCUUAUGCCACUGAGGAGGUCGAGAGACUCACAAAGGUCUUGGACGAGCAGAACGGCCUCCUCCAAGCAUCUCAAGAGCAAACAGCCCAGAAGGAUGUCACAAUAGAGAAUCUACAGCAGAAGGUGCAACAACAGCAAGAAGCUGUUGAGAAAAUAAUCAGGAAUGGAAGUUUCAAACCCCUCGUUGAGCCGACGGUCACACCUAAAUCAUUACCUCGGACUCCUCGAACUCCAGGCAGCUUCAGCAGGGAUCUGACCCAGGUGCUAGAGAGCCAGGAGAGGGAACUGGAGAAUCGACGCACCUCCAUGAUGACCAUGGAGAUUCUUUUAGCAGAGCUGAAUGCUGAGAGGGCUGCCAAGAAUGAGGAGAUCCAAAGACUGAAGAUGCAACUCACUGAGAAAGAGAUGGUCCGACUGGAAAUCCAGAGCUUGCUUGACAAGUUUUAUACCAAGCAGAGCCAGCUGCCACAGAACGGAAAUAAUGGUGGGGAGUUGAAUGAUGCCAUCAAGCAGUCUAUUCUUAAAGAACUGCAGGACGAGAGAGCAGAGAAGAGCAGCAUAACGCAGAAGCUGACCAAUACUCAAAAAAGAAUGCAGGCACAGGAGUCCAUGUUGGCUCAGUCUCAGACCUGCGUUCAGGAGCUGACCACAGAGCUGAGGAACCGCUGUUUAGAGCUGAGAGAGCUGAAUCAGAGGAUUCAUGAUGAGGACAAACUACUGCAGGAAAACGAGGUUCUCCGUAAGCAGAUCGCUAAGCUGUCAGAGGAGAAUGGAAAACUUGUUGGUCAUAAGAACCACAAACAGAGGAUCGAAUAUCUGGUGAAGCUAAAAAAGGACAAUACCAAACUCCAAGAGGAUAACGAAAAGCUCCGCACAGAGAUUACCCUAAUGCGAGACAACGCUGGAGAUGAUUUAAAUCCCUCAUUUUCAAGUGUUUGAAUGGAGGUAAAUUUGCAUUUAUCCCUGUCAAAACAUUUUUUAUUUUAUUUUAAUUUUUUUUUCACUUUGUUGAUUUUUGUCAACUCAUUUAAUGGUUCAUUGUGAUUCAUGAUUUUGAUAUUUUUUUAAUUCAGGAAAUGUGCAGUUAUGAUUUUGCUAAUGACAAGUGUUCAUGUUAUUACACCUCUUACAGUUUUUGCCUGGAGGCACAUUCUACCUUGUCACUAAUCUGCUAUUGCAGUACCAUUAUUCCAGCUCCAUAUUUUCAUGGUCUUUUUUGAAUGUACUACACCUCUCAUGUUGUUCACAGACUACAUGGAAAUUAAAACAAUGCUGAAUAACAUCUUAAUGUGAAAACUGGACAUCUUACAUGUUAAUAAUAUUUCUGGUGCUUAUUUCUGAUGCUGUGAUUGCAGUUGUUGUCUGACCAUGAGUUGUAUUGACAGUAUUUUGUUAGUUAUGCAUUUUUACCAUCAUACUGAGGUGUAGAGCCGAUGUCUUUUUAGCAUAAUGAACUUUUUAUAUACUGUAAUUAAAAAUAUUUUUCUACCUAGUAAA